GUUUGUCAAAAUCACAUGAUUUCUUGGAAGGAAAACAAAAGCGUUUGUGUUUUGGAUUUUGCAUUUCACAGCUAAGGCACAGAAGCUAUUUAGUUGAGCUUGGAGAGUAAUAUCCGGUCAAGUGAUAACAAAAAUUUGCUGAUUUUGUAUAAUUUGUGCCAUCUUGCUUCUUAUUAAUCAGUUAAUAGAAGAAAACAGCAUGGAGAACAUCGAGAACUAUUACCAACAAGCAGCACGUCUCCAAACUUUUGAUUACUGCCCACAUAAUCUGACUCUGGAACGAACGGAGAAAUGUACUUUGGCCAGGAUGGGAUUUCUCUACAGGACAUCAACUAACACCAUAGUGUGCAUCAAGUGCCAGGAAUCUUUCGCUUUCGACACUUUUGAAGCUACCUUGCAGCACGUUUGUGGGGCUACUUCCCAGAACUGGGAUGACCUCAAUAUUCCUAUUCCGUCACCCUGUACGACUGAUGAUGAGAAUUUGGCAUCAGAAACAUUUCGGUUGGAGACUUUCCUCAAGUAUCCACUGACUCCGUCGCUGUUGGACGCUGAGAGGCUUGCUUCCAGUGGCUUCUAUCAUGACAAGCUUCCUGACCAUAUUAAAUGCUACGCAUGUGGCUUUGGGCUGUGCUAUGUGACCAAAAAUCCCUUCGAACCAUCGUACGCAAUUAAAGCUCACAGCACCUUCUCAUCGCAAUGUGAGCCCCGAGAACGGGACCAGAAUCACAAAAUUACCAAUUUCCUCAACUCCGAAGGGGGCAAAUACCUCCUUGAUGCUGGAUAUGCUGCGAAUUCCAUCAAAAGCAUCCUCAAGAAGCGCAUUGCCAACAAUGAAGGACUGACAGUUGAACAGAUCACCCAAGAUAUUCUCACUAUGCGAGCUAUGGCCAAAGAUGAAGAAGCACUCAUCAACACGAUUGAGAACUUGAACAUUAUGAAUCCGGAAGACAGUGCAUAUGAUAAUGGAGCUCUCGUGAUGGAUCUUCUCAAUCAGGCUCAGCUUGAGAAUGAAAACCUGAAGGAAGGCAAACUCUGCAAGAUCUGCCUGACUGAGGAUGUUGCAAUGGCCUUCAUUCCGUGUGGACAUUUCAUUGCCUGUGAGACUUGCUCUAGGACUCUCCAAAUGUGCCCAAUCUGUCGCAAAAACAUCGAAAGGGCUCUCAAGAUUUUCCAAUAAUAGAACUGUGAGGAUUAAAGAGAUUUAUAAUAGAUUUUCAAGUAUUUUUGAUAAUAAAUUUCUAUGAACUUUUGCAACGUU
Molecule: messenger RNA, 1258 nt
Organism: Phlebotomus papatasi
Lineage: Eukaryota; Metazoa; Arthropoda; Insecta; Diptera; Psychodidae
Product: baculoviral IAP repeat-containing protein 8-like
Exons: 4
Coding region: 200-1177 (325 amino acids)
Source: RefSeq, a predicted model, not a curated record